Messenger RNA from Amoebophrya sp. A25, 995 nucleotides. NCBI's taxonomy places the organism in Eukaryota, Dinophyceae, Syndiniales, Amoebophryaceae. The record is from the annotation of a GenBank genome assembly.
CAUCUUUGUAGUUGAGCGGAACACUAUCACUAUGCAUGGAUGUAUGAUCUACGCCUUGGUUUGCAAGAACAUGAACAAGAGGCAUCGCGUGAUAACGAAUUAUCAGAAAACUGAACUUCCGCGAAAGGUGAUGACGAAACAACAUCUGAUCUUGAUCAAAGUCCUCUUGUUCACUAUCUAGCAAUUAUGAUUUCUUUCGACGUCUAUGUAAUUAAAAGUGUUGUGGUCGUUGUCCACUGUUGAUUUGAUUAGUAAAUUUUCAUUUUUCAAGUGGAAGUGGUGUAACACACUUGUAAUUAAACCUAAUCCCCCCGCGUGUGUAGAACUAAGAUCGUGUUGCUGUUGCACGCAGCGUGUGCGUUAAGAGGACAUCAAACAAAAUGUUCGGAGAAUCAUCUGCGAGCACUUCCUGCGCGCGGCGGGGCCAGCGCCCGGUGACUACACCUGGGGCAUCUACUAGGUUUUGCCGGCUCAGUGACAUUCAGGGGACCGGUGAAGUGGCGAGCAGAACUAACGGACGCUUUCUCUUAAGGCUUAGAUAUCUAAAAAAGUAAUGUGGCGGACCUGUGGCACAGUAGAGAGUGCGACUCGCAUAGCGGACCCGACGAAAUAAUAAUCAAGGUCAACAAGGACUGACUGACGUUUUUUAGAGGAAGGCUGUCGGGAAAUAAACGGGGCCAGUUCUUAUAUAUUUAUAGCUUUUAGGGCAGGCAGUAGAACCUGUGAGAUGAUUGGGAAGAGCGCUAAUUCCUGUCGUCAUGGUGACAGAGUAUAACUCCCCUGGUAUCUACUACGGAGAUGGAAACGCGUCAGUCACCGUGCAAGUAGUGGAUGAGACCCAAAACCGAACACCUGUGCGUGCGAAAACGGCAGAUUAUACACUAAAGAUUUGCCUGCCGGUUUCCCAAAGUCUCUACAACAAGGCAAAAUCGGAGAACAAGCGAAAAAACUCCAAGCGCACUCUAUCGCGCUCCCGGCACACGAUCGAGCGUUAA